Messenger RNA from Setaria italica (foxtail millet), 711 nucleotides. RefSeq lists its product as uncharacterized. The record is from RefSeq and is a predicted model, not a curated record. The transcript has a single exon. Lineage: Eukaryota; Viridiplantae; Streptophyta; Magnoliopsida; Poales; Poaceae. The coding region runs from base 128 to 442 and encodes 104 amino acids.
GUCGUAUAUAGGCGCCGCACCGGACGCCGCGAGGACGGGACGGCAACAACGAGCAGAAAAGGUCACACGAGCCGGCCCGGUGGGAGGAAGAGGCACGCACUGCUCAGCCGCCCGCGCGCGCGCGUCCAUGGCGGGGCUGCAGCGGUCGAGCGAGACGUUCCGGCGGUCGGGGUCGUCGGGGACGGUGUGGGAGGACAAGCACCAGUCGGCGUCGGGGGAGCUCGCCAGGCCGGCCCGGAGCGCCAAUAAGGAGGCGCCGGCCGCGCGGCAACAGCAGCGGCGGAGCGGAUCCAGCGGCCACGGCGGGUACAGGACCGGCCACGUGCAGCCGGCGCUGGACCCGCCGUCCCCGCGCGUCGCCGCCUGCGGCUUCUGCAGCAUCUUCGGCAAGGACAAGCAGCUGCCGGCCCGCGGCGCCGGCGGCAAGGGCCGGCGCCGCUGACGAGCUUCGGCCUGGCGGGCGUGCAAGCAAGCUCUGGCUAUGCAAACUAUACUCCCUCCAGUUACUGUUAGCUUCUUGCUGGUUGCUGCUACCUGCUACUCUGGUAGUAGCUUCGGUCUUGUCGUGAUAGCAUGUUAUAGGAUACAUGCAUGAUCAGAGAUCGCAGAGUUCAAGUUUUGUAUUUGUGUUCGUACAAAAUGGAUCGCGUUGUGCACUGUUCUUCCCAGUUCUCUUAUGGCAAUGCAAAGUGGUUUUAUGCUUGGAUUCCA